Molecule: messenger RNA, 1719 nt
Organism: Aspergillus versicolor CBS 583.65
Lineage: Eukaryota; Fungi; Ascomycota; Eurotiomycetes; Eurotiales; Aspergillaceae
Product: WD40 repeat domain-containing protein
Exons: 2
Coding region: 1-1719 (572 amino acids)
Biological process (GO): mRNA splicing, via spliceosome
Cellular component (GO): catalytic step 2 spliceosome
Molecular function (GO): protein binding; mRNA binding
Source: RefSeq, a predicted model, not a curated record
AUGGCUUCAUUACUCGGAGCCGGUUACGACUCCAGCGAUGAUGAAACGCGGAGUGCUCCCGCGACAUCCGCCUCUAGGAUUGUCGCGGCCCCAGAAGUCAACACAGAGGACCAAGCUCAUAUGCAGAUGAUGCUCGCUAAUACCUCGUCGAAAACACUCACAUACAACGCCACAUAUGACGAUCUCUCGCGCCCCUCCCAGGGCCCCUCGAACCCGUUCAAAACCGCAGAGGCUGGACACGGGCUCAAGCGCAAAAAUGUUCCCACCGGAUUCGCCGAGUCCGCGGCCAUCAGCGAGUCCACGUUCGCUGCCCAGCAUCGCACAUUCCAGAGUUUGGGUUAUACCCGCAACCCUACCCUUCCCGGGCAGUUUGUUGGCGAUCUCGACCAGGCUGCGCAGUUUGGUGGGCGUGAUGUUGUGCAGAUGAGGCCCUCGAAAGAGGCGUCGGCAACACUGCGCGCGAAGCGUCAGAAGAAGGGCGAUUCAAGUAUUGUGGAAGGGCCGGGUGCUUAUCUUGGUCCUUGGGCGAAAUACCAAGACGACGAUCAGGUUUAUGAAGAGGAACUUGCCAGCGACGAGGAGAUCGUGGAGGAAGAGGAAGAGGAACAGGUUGGGUCAGCUCCUAUGCCGGCGAUGAGCAAGGAGGCAACAGAUUACCAAGACAACGCGUCGAAGGUCGAAACAACCGAAUUCCACGGCUCGGAGCAGUACGACUACCAGGGCCGAACAUACAUGCACGUCCCUCAAGAUUUGGAUAUCGAUCUCAAGAAGCCCGUGGGCAGCGUCAAGAACUACGUGCCCAAGAAACUCGUCCACACCUGGAAGUCGCAUACAAAACCAAUCUCCUCGCUCCGCUUUUUCCCGCAAUCUGGGCACCUUCUGCUCUCAUCUGCUGCUGACGGCAAGGCCAAGAUCUGGGACGUAUACCAUUCGCGCGAACUACUGCGCACGUUCUCCGGCCACUCCAAGGCCAUCACAGAUACAGACUUCAACAGAACAGGCCGCACCUUCCUAACGGCCUCCUACGAUCGCCAGAUGAAACUCUGGGACACCGAAACAGGCCAGUGCAUCUCGCGCUUCUCCACGGGCAAAACACCCCACGUCAUCCGCUUCAACCCCAGCGCAGACCUCGGCCACGAGUUCAUUGCUGGUAUGUCCGACAAAAAGAUCGUCCAGUUCGACACCCGCUCCGGCGAACUCGUCCAGGAAUACGACCACCACCUUGCCGCAGUCAACACCCUCACCUUCGUCGACCAAGACCGCCGCUUCAUCUCCACCUCCGACGAUAAGUCCCUCCGCGCCUGGGAAUACGGCAUCCCCGUCCCGAUCAAAUUCAUCGCGGAACCAUACAUGUUCGCGCUCACGCGCGCUACACCCCAUCCAAACGGGAAAUACGUCGCUUUCCAGUCUGGCGAUAACCAGAUCGUUGUGUACGGCGCGACAGAUAAAUUCCGUCAGAACCGCAAAAAGAGUUUCCGUGGGCAUAACAAUGCCGGUUAUGGUAUCGACCUCAAGAUCUCGCCUGACGGGCAGUUUAUCUGCUCCGGUGAUAGCGCCGGGUAUGUGUGCUUCUGGGACUGGAAGACGGGCAAGAUGUACCAUAAGAUUCAGGCAGGAGGGAAAGAGGGCGGUGCGACGACCUGUCUUGAUUGGCAUCCGCAGGAGACGAGCAAGGUUGUUACAGGUGGGUUGGAUGGGAAUAUUAGGUAUUGGGAUUAG